AUGUCAGAAAGCAACAAGGAAUCUCAGAGUGAUGAGAACUCCACUUGUGGCUCUUCACCCGAAGUUGUCACGAUGGCAAUAUCGGAUCAGGAACAGCAGACAGCCGAAGACGUAUCUACAUGGCCUGAAAAUGUGCCUCAAUGGGCCGAAUUUAUUUUCAGCGGCAUGAAGCCAGAGGACGUUGACGACGACUCACCAUCGAGACUAGAAUGGCUAAGACAGAAGCAAGAUGACAACGAAAAGAACGUACACCUUGAUCAACUCAUGACUAUGAUUGGUCUUGAAAAUUUGAAAGCCCAUUUUCUUGCUGUCAAGGCCAGAGUCAAGGCGAGCAAGCAAACGGGCGACAAGCACAAGAAGUUGCGACUUCAUCUAGUUCUCCACGGGAAAGAUGGAACAGGCAAAAAGUCUAUUGCACAGCUUUAUGCGCAGUUCCUCUAUUCCAUCGGGGCUCACAUUGACGAUGACGAUGAUUGUGACUGUGACGAUGACGAUGAUUGUGACUGCGACGAUACUGAUAACAAUCGCGAUGACGAUGACGAUUCCGAGGAUCCCGACACCCGGUCAACUCCAGCCUCGCAAAAAGACCCUGCGGUUAUCUUCUACGACAUUCCUGGUGGCUACUUCGGCACAGACAGCGUGAGCAACGCCGUUGGUGAUGCGAAAACAUCUGUUGUGAUUAUCUCCUCCAGGGAAAAGACUCUUCUCGACCUUAUCGAGAACAGCGAGGAGGCUUUGCAGCAGCUGCCGGUCCCGUUCACUCUCCCAGAUUACAGCGAUGAUGAAAUACGACAGCUUCUCGUGCGAAUGAUGCAGAAAAAUGGCUUUUCAGUCAGGGGUGGGUUCAAGGAUGGCAGUCUGCGCGCCUUGGCUCGGCGAAUGGUACAAGAAGGAAAGGCGUCCCAACAGCGCUGGAGCUCAUCAGGUCUCUCCGAUCAGCAAAAAGAUGGCGAGACGGACGCCACCGAGAACGCCGAGAUUCUUGAUGUUAUUGACGAUCAAAAUACGGUCUUCAUGCCACAAGACCUCUUAGGACCAGAGCCGAAGGACGCAAGAAUCCACAACGCCUCAUGGAAAAAGCUACAAACCAUGAUCGGACUAAACAAAGUCAAGAGCGAAAUUGGUAAUACCAUCGACUUCUCUCAGACCAACUAUCAACGUGAGCUUCUUGGAGUGAAGCCGCUAAAGAUUGGUCUGAACAGAUUGUUUCUCGGACCCCCUGGAGUAGGGAAAACGACUGUCGCUGCAUUAUACGGUCAGAUACUCAUCGACCUCGGGCUUGUGACUGGGACAAAGGUCAUGGUCCGGAAUCCGUCUGACUUGAUUGGUAGAUAUGUUGGGGAAUCAGAGCGGAAGACACAGGAUAUCCUCUCUCAAGCUCGGGGGAACGUGCUCAUCAUCGACGACGCACACAUGUUGUAUCCCAGAGCAAAUGGAGGCGGCAACAAGACGGAUAUCUAUCGCACAGCUGUGCUUGACACUAUUGUUGCGAACGUGUCCGCAGAUCCGGAGGACAGAUGUAUCAUACUUGUCGGAUACGGUCACGAGAUGGGUCAACUGUUCAACAACUGCAAUCCGGGGCUCCAGAGACGUUUCCCCAAAGAAACGGCUUUACACUUUGACCCGUACAGCGAGGAUGAACUAUGCCAGAUCAUGGAUCUGAAAGCCGAGCAGUGUGACCUCAAAAUGACACAGGAUGCCAGGGCGGUAUCUCGACAAGUCAUCAGCCGCAUGCGCAUUAACCCAAAGAUCGGCAAUGCGGGAGAUGUCGAGAACCUACUCAACCAGGCGAAGGUCCGCCUCAAUGCGAGAAUCAGAUCGGGCCUUUCUCACAGGAAACCUGCCGUCGAGCCUGCCGAUAUUGACCCUCAAUGGGAUCGGGCUUCACAAGCUGAGGGAAACAGAGCAGCCCUCUUCAAAGAUUUCGUCGGAUUCAGAGAGAUUGUCGAAAAGUUUGAAGGAUAUCAGCUCUUAGUUGACGGCAUGCGGCUACAUGACAUUGAUCCCAAGCCCUAUAUCCCCUGGGCCUUCAUCUUCAAGGGCCCGCCGGGCACUGGUAAGACCUCGACGGCUCGAAAGAUCGGACGCCUAUACUACGAUAUGGGCCUGCUUUCCACAGACGAGGUUGUGACUUGCUCAGUCACCGAUAUUGUUGGAGAGUAUGUGGGGCAAACCGGUCCCAAAGUUCUCAAUACCCUUGAGACCGGCCUCGGAAAGGUUCUAUUCAUUGACGAAGCCUACCGUCUAGCCAUGGGCAGCAAUGGCACAAGUGGUUCCAGCUUCCACACGGAAGCCGUCGGAGAGCUAGUCGAUGCCAUGACACAACCGCGUUACAGGAACAACAUGGUCGUAAUCUUGGCCGGGUACACCCGCGAGAUGGAUUGUUUAAUGCAAACCAACCCGGGGUUGCGAAGCAGAUUCCCAGAACAGAUCACAUUUGAGCCCAUGCCUCCACACGCAUGUCUUCAGUAUCUCAGGAACCAGCUUCAGAGGCUCAAGAUCGGCGUAGUUGAAGGAGAUGACUCGUCGGAGAUUGUCCACGACCUGUUCGAACGUCUAAGCCUCACACCGAGGUGGGCCAGCGGUCGUGACGUCGAGACAUUGGCCAGAAGGAUCAUUAGCAGUGUGUACAUGCAGCAGGGCAAGUUCGGGAAGAAAGGAGCGGUGGUCCCCCUGCAGGUGACUACAACUGAUCUUGUUUCCAUACUCGAGGAGAUGUGGGAGGAGCGCAGGGGAAGUAAGGCCACAUCACAUCACGCCCGGUAG
Molecule: messenger RNA, 2766 nt
Organism: Colletotrichum gloeosporioides
Lineage: Eukaryota; Fungi; Ascomycota; Sordariomycetes; Glomerellales; Glomerellaceae
Product: Stage V sporulation protein K
Exons: 5
Coding region: 1-2766 (921 amino acids)
Molecular function (GO): ATP binding; ATP hydrolysis activity
Source: RefSeq, a predicted model, not a curated record